Messenger RNA from Aspergillus bombycis, 1500 nucleotides. Its product is annotated as cytochrome P450. Lineage: Eukaryota; Fungi; Ascomycota; Eurotiomycetes; Eurotiales; Aspergillaceae. The coding region runs from base 1 to 1500 and encodes 499 amino acids. Gene Ontology annotation, molecular function: oxidoreductase activity, acting on paired donors, with incorporation or reduction of molecular oxygen; heme binding; monooxygenase activity. The record is from RefSeq and is a predicted model, not a curated record. The transcript has 5 exons.
AUGUUGAACAUUCUUCAUAUCCCCCACGAUGCCAUAUCAUGGGCGGUGACUUGUGCGGCAGUGGUCACUCUUUACGUAGUGAGCAAUGCGGUCUAUAAUGUCUUUUUCCAUCCACUGGCCAGAUAUCCUGGUCCGGUAUCGCACGCCGCCUCACGUCUGCCCUACUUCAUUCGCAUCUUCAAGGGCACUCUUGCGUUUGAUAUGCUCGACUUGCAUAAACGCUAUGGGGACAUUGUUCGGAUCGCCCCCGACGAGCUCGCCUUCUCCCACCCGGACGCAUGGAAGGAUAUCUUAGGCCACAUCAAGGGAGGCCUGUAUCUAGAAAAGGCUAGUUGGUUCUACAGGCCUCUGGAUUAUGACCCACCAAAUAUUUUCAAUGAGGGCCGCGAGCAGCACAGUCGUCUGCGUCGGCAAUUAGCACACAGCUUCUCAGACAAGGGGUUGAGAGAUCAGGAGCCAAUGAUCCGGGGGUAUCUUGAUCUUCUGCUACAGAGGUUGUGCAAAGCUGGAUGCGGAGAGAAGGCAGUUGAUCUUUCCGCCUGGUACAAUUAUACAACCUUUGAUAUCAUCGGCGAUCUCUCCUUCGGUGAAUCAUUCGGCUGUUUGGAAGCUUCAAGCUACGACGAGUGGAUUGAGAGUAUAUUCAUGGCGUUCCGCUUCGCCACUGUUCUACAGGCCCUGUCAUUCACCCCGUUAUUCAAACAGGUCUUGCUGGCCUUGGUACCCCGAUCGGUACGUGAGAGGCGUGAGCGCCUGAACGAAUUCACACGGCAAAAGAUGCUUCGUCGCAUGGCAGUCGCGGAGGAGCGGCCUGACUUGAUCGAAGGACUUUUGAAGAAGAAGGAAGAGCUGAAUUUGACCGUCGAUAAACUAACUGCCAAUGCUGAGACUUUGGUGAUUGCCGGCUCCGAGACGACGGCUACAUUGCUCGCCGGUGCUACCUAUCUAAUUCUCAAAAACCCGGAAGCCUACCAGACUCUAACAAAGGAAGUACGGUCGGCGUUCAAUAGCGAGGAGGAUAUCAACCUCACAUCGGUUGCUAAAUUACCGUAUAUGCUGGCCUGUCUGGACGAGGCAUUGCGCAUGUAUCCACCUGGUGCUAUUGGCCCUCCGCGGGUCACUCCGCAGGGUGGAGCGCAAAUAUUAGGAGCUCGGAUUCCAGAGAGAAUAUAUGUUUCGGUUCACCAUUGGGCUCUCUAUCGGCGUGAGGAGUAUUUCUCAGAUCCAGACACGUUCCACCCGGAACGAUUCCUCGGGGACCCUCGGUUCUUGAAUGAUCGACGUGACGUCCUCCAACCGUUCCAUAUUGGUCCCAGAAGCUGUUUAGGUCGCAACCUCGCAUAUAGCGAGAUGCGUCUGACUUUAGCCCUCAUGAUCUUCAACUUUGACAUGAAGCUGUCAGACGAUUCGCAGGAUUGGAUCCAGCAGAAAAACAUUUUAAUGUGGCAGCGGGGUCCGUUGAAUGUGCAUUUGACCCCUAUCCAUAGAAACGGCUCUUAA